Molecule: messenger RNA, 780 nt
Organism: Exophiala bonariae
Lineage: Eukaryota; Fungi; Ascomycota; Eurotiomycetes; Chaetothyriales; Herpotrichiellaceae
Exons: 1
Coding region: 1-780 (259 amino acids)
Cellular component (GO): cytosol
Molecular function (GO): quinone reductase (NADPH) activity; NADPH binding; mRNA 3'-UTR AU-rich region binding
Source: RefSeq, a predicted model, not a curated record
AUGGCGAUUCCAAGGGUCCAAGCUGCCGUACUUGCCUCAGAGACAGGAGGACCCGAAGUCAUGCAAUACAAGACUCAUGCACCAGUUCCCGAACCUAAAUCUGGCGAGGUCUUGAUCAAGAAUACUGUUUCGAGCAUCAAUUACGUUGAUACAUACUUCAGAACAGGCUUCUAUCCCUCUACAAAGCCUGAAAUUCUUGGUCGAGAAGGCGCUGGUGUGGUGAUGGCUCUAGGUCCAAACACCGAACAAUAUGACAUCCACGUUGGCGAUCGUGUGCUUUGGCUAGGAACAUCAGGAUACGCGCAGUACACGGCGGUACCGGCACUGAAGACGUUGAAGCUGCCAGAUGCGGUUUCGGAAGAAGUUGCUGCUUCUUGCGGUCUUGCGGGCCUGACAGCACUUACUCUCGUCGAAGAGUCAUAUAAAGUUGAAGCGAACCACUGGGUGAUGCUGCAUGCCGGUGCUGGCGGUGUGGGCAUUCUUUUGACGCAGAUCCUCAAGGACAUUGGGGCAAAGAUAAUUGCCACGGCGGGUGGACCAGAGAAAGUCGCGCUGGUCAAAGCGCUGGGAGCAGACCAUGUCAUUGAUUAUCGCAGCGAGGAAGGCAAGGAUUGGCCUAAGUUGGUCAAAGAGAUAACGGGUGGUAGGGGAGUAGACGUGGUAUAUGACUCGGUGGCAAAGGAUACCUGGGAAGGUAGCUUGGAUGUGGUCAGGCGGAAAGGCACAGUUGUCUGGUAUGGCAAUGCUAGUGGCCCCGUGCCUCCCUUGACAUUGCAGUAA